Messenger RNA from Penicilliopsis zonata CBS 506.65, 1470 nucleotides. RefSeq lists its product as hypothetical. Gene Ontology annotation, cellular component: cytosol. Gene Ontology annotation, molecular function: argininosuccinate lyase activity. NCBI's taxonomy places the organism in Eukaryota, Fungi, Ascomycota, Eurotiomycetes, Eurotiales, Aspergillaceae. The record is from RefSeq and is a predicted model, not a curated record. The coding region runs from base 105 to 1469 and encodes 454 amino acids. The transcript has 3 exons.
UUGGCAAACACAACAUCCUCGCUCCUCUCCUCAAUCUCUUACCUCUCAAUUGACUUCUCGAUUGACUCGUAAAAAUGAGCGGACAGAAAGCUGUUGCAGAGAACAUGCUCUGGGGAGGUCGAUUUACUCAGGGCCUCGACCCCCUCAUGGUGCAGUACAAUGAGUCCCUUCCCUAUGACCGGAUUUUCUGGUCGCAGGAUAUUGCCGGGUCCAUUGCGUUUGCCCGUGCGAACGCCAAGUCCGGCAUCCUCACUGCCCACGAGUUCUCCGAGAUCGAGCGAGGCUUCCGACAGAUCGCCGAGGAAUGGAGGACCAACACGUUCGUGGUGAAGCCGAACGAUGAGGACAUCCAUACCGCGAACGAGCGUCGUCUCGGCGAAAUCAUCGGCAAGGAGAUUGGCGGUAAGCUGCACACGGGUCGCUCUCGCAACGAGCAGAUCGCUACCGACAUGCGGCUGUGGCUCCGGGACGAACUGCGCAAGAUCGACGGCUUCCUCUCGGACCUUAUCAAAGUCUCCAUUGCCCGUGCGGAACGAGACAUUGACUACCUUAUGCCUGGAUACACCCACCUGCAGAAGGCUCAGCCGGUUCGGUGGAGUCACUGGGUUCUGUCUCAUGCCACUGCUUUCGCCAGCGAGCUGCAGCGGUUGCGAGAGACGAUCAAGCGGGUCAACCGCAGUCCGCUAGGCACGGGUGCUCUGGCCGGAAACCCCUUCCACAUUGACCGUGAGCAGAUGGCCCGCGAGCUCGGCUUCGACGGCCUGCUCUACAACUCCAUGAACGCCGUUGCGGACCGUGACUUCGCCAUGGAGACCAUGCAGUGGGGUAGCUCGUUCAUGCUCAAGAUUUCUCGCUGGGCCGAGGACCUGAUCAUCUACAGCAGUCUGGAGUUCGGCUUUGUCCGUCUGUCGGAUGCUUAUUCCACUGGCUCUUCCUUGAUGCCUCAGAAGAAGAACGCAGACAGCCUGGAGCUUCUGCGUGGUAAAUCCGGACGUGCCUUUGGCCAAAUGGCCGGCCUGAUGUGCACAAUCAAGGGCCUGCCCACCACCUAUAACAAAGACUUGCAGGAGAGUGUUGAGCCCCUGCUCGACCACAUCAAGACUGUCAGCGACAGCAUCCAGAUCGCUACGGGCGUGCUCUCGACGCUGACCGUCAUCCCCGAGAAGAUGGUUGCCGCCCUCGCUCCGGAGAUGCUGGCGACCGAGUUCGCCGACUACCUCGUCCGCAAGGGCGUGCCCUUCCGUGAGGGCCACCAUAUCUCCGGCCGUGUCGUCGCGCUGGCUGAGCAGCACAAUGUCCCGAUGGACAAGCUCAGCCUUGAGCAGCUCAAGGGCGUUGACGCCCGCUUCGACGACGAUGUCCUCGAGUGUCUGGACUACGAGCGGGCCGUCGAGCUCAAGGACGCUAUCGGUGGCUGCAGCAAGCGUGCUGUGCUUGAACAGGUUGCCGUCCUCAAGAGCCUGCUUUAGA